Molecule: messenger RNA, 1208 nt
Organism: Lotus japonicus
Lineage: Eukaryota; Viridiplantae; Streptophyta; Magnoliopsida; Fabales; Fabaceae
Product: J domain-containing protein spf31
Exons: 9
Coding region: 225-980 (251 amino acids)
Source: RefSeq, a predicted model, not a curated record
CACGAAAAAAAAUUAGGGUGGACGGGAUAAGAGUAAUACAGCGUCGUUUAAGGCGAAAACACUAAACUGUCGUUUACAAGCAAAACUAGCAGAGUUUUAUUGUCGUUUUAGUGAAUUCUCAGCGAAUCUGGUUUUCUUCUUCGCUCACGAUCACAAAAAAGAAAGAGCGAAGUUCGGUUUCGAAGCAGAAACUGAAUUGCAAUCCUUCGCCGUAGCAGCGAGAAAUGGGAGAGACAAACGCGGCGGCCACCACCGUCGACGAUGAUUUGCUUCUCAAAAACUUCUUCGCCGAAGUCAGCGAAGUUGAGAGGGACAACGAAGUCCUCAGGAUUCUGUCUUGUUUUAAGUUAAAUCCAUUUGAGCAUCUAAACCUAUCAUUUGAUUCUUCCAUUGAUGAAGUGAAAAAGCAGUACCGCAAGAUAUCUUUGAUGGUUCAUCCUGACAAAUGUAAACAUCCACAAGCAAAGGAGGCUUUUGGAGCUCUAGCAAAAGCCCAACAAUUAUUACUCGAUCAAAAUGAAAGAGAUUAUCUUCUCAGCCAAGUAAAUUCAGCAAAAGAAGAACUUAGAGUAAAGAGGAAAAAGCAGCUGAAGAAAGAUACAGCUUCAAAAAUGAAGUCUUUGGUUGAAGAGGGAAAAUAUGAUAAACAAUAUGAACACUCAGAGGAGUUCCAGCAGGAGCUCAAAAUCAAAGUUCGGGAACUGUUAACAGAACAAGAAUGGAGGAGAAGAAAAAUGCAAAUGAGGAUAUCAGAGGAAGAAGGAAGACUAAAAAGGGAUGAAGAGGAACAGAAAGAAAUGUGGAAAAGAAAGCGUGAACAUGAAGAGGAAUGGGAAGGAACAAGAGAAAAGAGGGUAUCCAGCUGGAGAGAUUUUAUGAAGGGUGGAAAGAAGAAUAAAAAAGGAGAAAUUCGCCCUCCGAAGCUUAAGACAGAAGAUCCAAACAAAUCCUACGUUCAGAGGCCUGUAAAAAGAGGUUAGGGCUUGUGCCAUUGUGUUAGAGGAUCAAAGGCAAUUAAUCCAACGAGGAGUGUAUCAGUCUGAUACUUGUAACCCAUAUUUUUCACUGCAUCCCGAGAUGCAGCUUUAUGGAAUGUAAAACUCCGCCAAAUGAAUACGCCAUUUUGGGAUGUUGCAUGUAUACAUAGGAAUUAUUAAGCUGUAUUGCCCUAGUAUUUUUUAGUUAUAAUGUUAAAUCCAUUUCUGCUA